AUGCAAAUAAACACAUGGGCUAAUUGAAGCCUAUAUUAUACUCAGUUCUCGCGUGAGACUUAAACAGAUAUUGUCUAUAUGUCUCAACAUUUGGUGAAAAUGCACCGAAAAAUUGAAUUAGUUAACGUUCACUAUCGAAAGAAGGUUGGCAGACAAUAUUGAUGCUUCAGCUUGUCUUUUGAAAAAAAGUCACCUGAAAUAUUCAUGCGUUUAACAACUGUUCUAUUCAAUAGAUGUUCAAAAUAAGGUCGAUUUUUUUCUGCUAGAACAGAUGCCAAAUUCCCUAACCGACUGAGACCCAUAUCAUUACUCGUCAAUAUUGAGUAAAUCCUUGAAUAGCUUGUUCAUAAUCGUGCUCUGUUAUGAUGUAAGAAUAACAAUAUAUUUAUUGACAAUCUAUCUCGUGUUUUCCUAGUAGAAGAUUGCCAACUAGAAUUACUUUAUUCAUUGAAGAAUAAAUAGAUAACGUGUCGAGUUGUCAAAUCGCUUUUCACUAGAAGUUAUCACCAUUCGAUCGCGGUGUGGACUUGGAUAUGAGAAAAUAUGAUAUUAUGUCUAUGAAGUGAAUACAAUAUCUGUACACCUGACCCUAUAAUCUCAACAUAUCUUGUCUCUCACGCUCUCACUCACACCUAUCCUGGCAGCAGUAACCAUCAUGAAACAAAAUGAAAGUUCAACAAAACUAGAUAGAGUCAAUAGUGAUUCUAAGUCUACUAUUAAAACUGAUGAACAUCGUACUUUUACUAUGACAAUACAGUUUUAUGAGUGUAAAUUAAUAAAUCAACGUGAACACAUUCAUUUGAAUGUUGAAGCCUGGCAUUAUAAUAUUUUGCAAUGUAAAGCAUUUUUUUCUAAAUUCAUUUCAGUUUUUUCAUCAAUAGCUCGAGCUUUUGUUAACUAUUAUCAAACACGUUACGAUUCCAAAAAAGAAAUUUUUUUAAAUUAAACAAUUUCAAAUUAAUGGUACUUCUAUUUGCUUAAGCCGACGAAGUCUGAAAGACGGAAGUCCCGCUGAUUCAGAAGGGUAUGGGUGUGGAUGAGAGUCUGGGUGCCAAUUGAAAUAGGAUACAGUCACACCGAACCCACAUCCUAUUUGAUCGAUCAAAUAUCGUGUUGCUUGUUUUGAUUUUCUGAAGAAAUAAGAGAUACUUAUUUUCGAUACACUAUUCUGUAGUUUCGAGCACUUAGAAUAGAAUUAUUUUCAAGCAGUAUGUUCGAAGUAGAUCAAUAUAUAAGAAUCAGUUGUUUUUUGAGGAUCCUUGUUUGUUACAGGCACUUGAUUUAUUCACUUUAAUUAACGGAAACUGUUCUCGCCACAUAUAUCUGCGCACUUUUCUUCAAAAUACUUCUCACUUUCACUGAUAUACAUGGAUGUGGGUCGAUCGAUAUGUAUAAUAGACUUGCUCAGGUGUCAUUCUUUUUUAUUGAUUUUUUGAUACAAAUAAGUUCUCUUGCGUUCUUUAAGGUUGAAAAAAUGGUCGAAGAAGUUUGAAUGAUGCACGACGUCGAGAAAAAUAAAAUAUUAUCAUCUAAUGUUCUUUUCAUGAUAUUAUACUUAUUGCUGGCAAUCUGUUCUCCGUUAUAAUCGACAAGUAUACGAAUAAAUUCCUAUGAGACUGAGAAAAUUUGUGUCCAAUGAGCUGAACAAAUAUUUUAUAGAAUUUUUCACCAAAAUGAGAGGUACAUUCAAACAAAUCACAAUAAUGAAUGUUGAUCUGAGAUUUCUUUUACUGCUCAAUAAAUUGACUUGAAAGCUUCAACAGAAAUAAAUAUUUCUCCCUUGAAAUGUUGAUUUUCCAACAACAGUCAUUUAUCAUGGGAACAAAACGACCAUCAAGAUCUCAAAAAGAAAAUAAAUCAAUUAUUUUCUCCAAAAAUUUUCAGUUCAUUCUAAUGAGGAAUACAUUUACAGAUGGAUUUUGUAUUUGAAAUAAGUUAUUGCCAUAGUAAGAGAUAAUAUCAGGCAUAUUGCUAAUUAACAUAUGACCUGCACUAGCAAUGAAAGAUGAAAUUAGACUUAGAACUCAAAUAAAUCUAAAGUUAAAUUUUUUUCUUUUUAGUCAAAACUUGCUAAGAUAAACUACUAGAUCUCAAUUAACGUUAAACAUAACUUAAUAAAAAUGUAUAAAAUCAGAUGUUUCUUCUCAUCUUUUUCGAUCUUUUAAAAAUUCUAUUUAUAUUGUCUUUGAUUCCUCGAUGGAAUAUGUCUACAUUUAUUCGCCUACUAUUGUCAUUUAUGCUUAUCGGUUUUUUUUCUUUUCUCUCAUAUGUUCAUUUCUAUCGUUUCCUUCAUUACAGAUGCCAAAUUCGAUCGAUAAAACUACCAAACGUAAUCAUAUUCCACCGAUUAAAAAUAAUUUACCGGAACAAAUAAAAAUUUUUCCAGAUUCUAUAAAAAAAAGAUCAAACAAAAAUAAAUAAACCGAAUACAUUUUCAACGUAAAAGACAAAUUCAUUUACUUGUUAAUUUUUAAAUUGUUGUGUUUAGAUCCGAAGAUCAUAAACCUUUUCCUCAAAAAAUGUCAGCAACAACUAAUGAUACAUCUCAUUCAAUACUUACAAUAACUACAACUACAACAAAAGCCAUUAAUUCGAUUAAUAGUCAUAGUUUAGCUGAAUGCAUAUGUUCACUUCGUAAUGAAAUCUAUCAAAUGACUUGUCAUCAACCAAUUAGUGAAAUAUCAUGUGGUCAUAUUAUAUGUUAUUAA
Molecule: messenger RNA, 2708 nt
Organism: Rotaria sp. Silwood2
Lineage: Eukaryota; Metazoa; Rotifera; Eurotatoria; Philodinida; Philodinidae
Source: the annotation of a GenBank genome assembly